AUGUAUAAUAGUAAUGAUAUAUUAAACGGAGAGUUUAAUAUACAAAAGUGUAGUCAUUUAACUGAUAAAUUAGAAUCUAAUACAGAAUGUAACAUAAACAAUUGUAAUAUAAAUAGAUUUAAUCCCAGAAUAAGUGUACUAUAUGAUAUACUGAAUAAUAAAUGUAAAUUGAAUAAAAAUUGGAAUUUUAAAGUCGAUUUAAUUUCAUACAAGUCAAUAGAUGACAUAAAUUUUUUAAAUAAUUUAAAUUCCUUCCAAUCGUAUCUUGAUACGAAGUAUAAAAAAGGAAAGAAUGUAGUUGAAAAUAUAGAUGAAAUAGGAGACUCGAAUUCAGUAACUCUGGAUGAUGAGAAUGAAGAAAUAUUGAAGUAUAUAACCUAUUACUUUGUAGAAUUCGUCUGUGAAAUCGAGAGGAAGUUGAAAAUCAAGAAUUAUAAACAGAAAAUUGUCAAAUUACUUCUAAUAAUACCAAAUAUUAAGGAUUAUAUAACUAACUAUGUUAGUGAUAUUGUGGUCCAAUUACCUCAAAACACUUUACAAAUCGCUCUGUACUAUAAUAUCUAUAUAACCUUAUCCUUGAUUAUAGAAAAUAAUCUAGGAAGUUUAAGGUUAAAUACACUUUCUAACACAAUAAUAAACACAUACAUUAACAACAGGAAAAUACACCUAGAGACUGAUGUAUUUGAAUCAGCAGAAGAUGUUGUAGAUUUUUUAUGUACUGGCGGCAGUUCUAAUGUUGUGGUUAAUGAUGGAAUUGUUAGCAAAGUGGAUGAAGUCGUGCUCAAAUGUAUGAAUGUAAUACUAGUUAACCACUUGUACAGUCCAGAAACUAGAGUUCUGAUAGUAAAACUGUUAAAGUAUUUUUAUAAUAUAAUAGCCAACAAUGUGUUGACAAAUGAACACACGACAAUAGUAACAUGUAAUUUUAUAUACACACUGGAAUUGCUAUAUGACCAUUUUCACAUUAGUUUUUACACGAUCCUCUGUAACAUGAGUAGAGAUAAUAGUUUUAAAUUGGUCAAAAAGGUGAAUUAUUUCAAUUAUUUGUACAUUAUAAAGUCAAUUUUAAUAUUUUUGAGCCAUUCAAUCAAGGACUUGGUGGAUAAUGAGGAAAAUUUGAGCUUAAGUCCCCAAUUGGCAGAUGACUGGAUUGAAAUAUUAAAUAAUUGUUAUAAAAUAAUAAUAAGUGAAGUGAUCAGUGACAAUAAUAAAUAUAUCAGCAAUUAUAUCCUACUCCAACUGAUACACCUGUAUUUGAUUAACGUAAACAAAGUAGCUCUACCAUAUUCCGAAAGUAGAAGCGGUGAUAAAUAUCAAUUUAGGAAAGAUUUGGGAGAAAAAUUGGUCAAAUUGUAUAAAUUGCUGUUAGAAAAUGAUAUAAGUGAUAAGAAAAUACUAAAUUAUCUCAUUACAACAAUAAAAAGGAUUGACAUCAAUUUUGAUAUUGGAACCAUUAGUGUUGUUAAAGAAUCCGUAAGUUUGGAGAAAGUGUACGAUUAUUAUAACAAACUAGAAAAUGGAAGCGUAAAAUAUACAAUAUUAGUACACAAUGGACUUAAAUAUAUAAUGUACAAUACAAACACAAAUGAUGUCAUUAGACCUAAGGUUAGUUUAGGACACGUGCUGUGUAAAGGAGUCCCAUUUGUUUCUGAGAAUAAAAUUGACUAUAAAAUGAUAACAAGUGAUAAGUUAACAAUGAUGGAAAAGUUAGUAGUUAACACAAAUGAUAAAUUAAUUAAUUUGAUUCCAAAUUAUAUCAACGUACUGAUAUACAUUAAUCAAAUUAAGACGAGUGAAACUGUGAAUGACUCAUCUAGUAUUGAGUCUGGAGUUAAUGGAGAUCAGUAUAAAGAAGUUUAUGCUAUAAGUAAAGUACUGAAUAAAUAUGAUGUAAGUAAAGUUUUGGAAAAUGUUGAAAGCCCUGAACUUAUCCAACUUAAAGAUCUUAAUUUUCUACUGACUAUUCUUAUAAACAAUCUUAAGAACAUAACAAUUAGUACUAAAACUAGGUCACACUGUAAGUUAAAGCCCAAGUUAUACUCGAUACCAGAAUUGAGUACGUCGCUGUUGAUAACAGGAAGAGGAACAGUGGAUGAGAUUGAAGUUAUUGUGAACGAUAAAUAUAAGCUGGACAAAAAGACGUUUUACUAUAAUCUGUACUAUAAUAACAUAAAUAUAGUGAUGAAUAUAAUAAGGUUCAUUUCAAACCAUAAGAAAUUUCACGAGGUUUUUGUCCUGAAGUUUCUUUUGACACAUGCACUAGAUAACAUUAACUUGUGUAACCACAAUUAUUUCAUAUACCUUAUUAAUAACAUAAUUAGCAAUAUAAUAACUAGAAUGGCACUUGGUGGAGGAAACACUAAAAAUAAUAAAAUUACCGGGUCUGAAGAUAAUGAGGUUUCGGAACAGUCCUUAAUACGAGAAAUAUUAGUGUUGCUGUAUAAUAAGGCAAACAACGAUAUAGUAGUGAAUAUACUCCACAACUUUAUAGUUAAAUUGCACGAAAAUCUAGAGGCUAGGAGAUUAGUCAGAACUCAACCCUUGUUUUCAUGUCUUUUACAUAAGUUGUAUACAUUGUUUAAGGAAGUCAGUGUUGAUGAUAAGUUGUUGUUGUUUAACACUACUCUAAAACUUCAGAACUUGAUAGAGGCAAUUGGUGGCGAGAGAUUUAACGACAGAGAUCAUGAACCAGAUAAGGAGCACCACAGUGUUGUUUUGCUGAAUUACAUCAAGGAAAAUAUAACCCUAUUAAACAGUGUAAAUACAAGUAAGUACGAAGUUAACGUUUAUUACAUUCUGUUAUAUUUGAAUCUCUCCGGCAAUUACAAUAAUCCACGAAGGAAUAGAAUGGUAAACGUUAUUUUGUUUGAUUAUUUAAAAAGAACAUUAGAUGUGGAAGUUCGUGCUGCUAUAGAUGAUAUUAGAACAGACGAUAUACUGGAAACAAUAUUGACGAUAAUUCGACAUUAUUAUGAGAAAUUGAAUUAUUAUAUUAAUAAUAAUGUUAACAUACUGGCUAUUUUUAAUUUACUGUAUCACUACAUUGAAAGUAGUGAUAAUUGUGGCAAUGAGAAUGAAGUGUUGGUUCAAACAUACAGGUAUCUAGUGUGUAUAAUGAAUAAGGUGAUAAACAAGUACAUUUCAUAUAAUAAUAAUAUGCUUUUCUUGGACUGUAGAGGAUAUUAUAUAGAAAAUAGUAUUGAAAGAAAUGGUGAUGGAGGUAAGGAUACAGGAGACGAUGAAGCUAAGCUUAAAAACUAUUUAAUAUACAAGUUAAUGUUUGAAGUGAUAGGCCUAAUUAGGAUUUUAGUGGGGAAGUUGGAUGUAGAUUUACACCGAUUUAACCUGCUGGUGAUCAAUUACAUCAUCAAUAUCAGGAACAUCUCAAUCAUUGACAAAUUCAACAAUUUAUUAAGUAUUACGUUAAAUAAGUUUGUAAAUUCAAGUGCUGGGGUAUCUGACUAUAACAGCGUUAUUAAGGUUAACAAUACUGUAAACGAAGUUGAGAGUGGAUGUGAGUCAGAAGACGGUGUGAGGCUUGAUGAGGCUAACAAAUUAUUUAAGGAUUUUAUUAACAGUUUUAUAGUGAAGCAUUUUUCAAAUUCAGAUGUUAAGAGUAGUAAAAACGGAAUUGACGGGUUUGUUAAGCCGAAAAUUACAGUUAAUUGCACAGCGGAAAAUAAAAAACUGAUGUUUUACAUACACUACAUAAUCAACAUACUGUUGAAUAAUGACUACAUUAACAUUAAAGUAAAUGACACAAUUUCAGGAGAUAGGAAGGGUAAUUUUGACUUUGAUUUUGAGGAAUUCGAAGUUGCAGUAAGUGAAAUGGAUAUAAACAUAAGAUGUGAGUACAUAAGCAUGAUUUUUAUGACGAUCAUAAAGACAAUUAACAGUAAAAACGCAGGAAAUAAAGUCAUGAUGAUCAAUAACAUCAUAAGCCUCCUUUUGGAAGUAAUCAACGAUGUUAACUUCAACGUAGUCAUUAACAUAUUAAGGUACAUUUACAGAUGUGUACACAGCAAGUACAUCAACUCAACAACACUGACCAAUACAAUCCAUUCCAUCAAAUCAAUAUAUGACAACUCUGAUUCUAGGUUCACAAUCAACUGGAAAUUAAACAACAGUAUACUACUAUUAUUAUCAACAAUUAUAUCAUGCCACACAUUAAAUACUAAUGGCCCAAUUAGUCCUAAUAGUUUUAACGAUAAGGAUGUUUCUAAACUUGAUAACCAUGUGAAUGGGAAUGAUAGUGUAAAUAAACUUAACAUUGACCGAGAUGUUACUGAUACAAUACUGAGACUGAUAAAAAAAUAUAAAAACAAGUAUGUAAUCUUGUUUAUAUAUUAUUUUCAUCAAAUAAAUGUUAUUUUGGAAAACAAUAAAAAGGAUAAUUCAUGUGCUGGUCUUAGUUCCCAUGAAACACGGGUUGUCGGUUCAGUGAUAAAAUACUGUAUUAAUAAUAAACUGUUGAGUAAUGAUAAGUUAUACGUUUUGGUAUUUAAAUACUGUUAUAGAACACGACACAAGUUGCUGAAUUAUUUAUUAAACGAUGUUAAGGAUAAUUAUAACGAGAUGAUCUUUUACGUCAAGUUUCACCUAAUCCAAAUAUUGUUCCCUGAUCAAGUAAAUUAUGACGGUCGGUGUGAUAUCCCACCUGAUAGCUUGUUAAUAAUUAAUAUAAUACUGUUAAAACUGUUGAAUGAUUGGGAUAUCAAGAUAAGGAAUGAAGUGAAGGAGAAAAUUAAAAAGGCUUACAUACAAGGUAAUGAAGAUGAAGUAAUAAAUGAAGAGGUUUACAGUUACGAGUAUAUCAUACUAAGUGAUCUGCACGAAUAUAGUAAAACUUUGUUUUAUUCAAUCUCUGAAUAUUUUAUUAGCUUCUACAACACAUUUAUCAGGAGUAAAUUGAGUUCAAAUAAGGGUUCAAUUUCUGAUGAGACUAAUGAUUUGAGUGUGAUAUACGAAGUGGAAGAUGAAGAUGACGGAGGCCUAAAUAUAAUCAAAAACAUAUUGUUAAUUAUAAGAAAUAAAGAAAAGAACCAAAGACUAAUUAAUGACCUAAUAAAUAAACUAUAUACCUAUACAAGUUGUAAUAGUUUGAAAAACACCGGUGAAGUUUUGAUGAAUAGUUGUGGAAAUGAGGAUUUUAUUAAUGAGUUUAGGGUAGGUAACAUAAUUUUAUACGCUUUGCAACACAUCAGGGAUGAUAUAACCGGGGAAAUAAUUAUUAAUUUAUAA
Theileria parva strain Muguga is the source of this 5241-nucleotide messenger RNA. RefSeq lists its product as uncharacterized. The transcript has a single exon. The coding region runs from base 1 to 5241 and encodes 1746 amino acids. The record is from RefSeq and is a predicted model, not a curated record. Lineage: Eukaryota; Apicomplexa; Aconoidasida; Piroplasmida; Theileriidae.